Molecule: messenger RNA, 2127 nt
Organism: Micropterus salmoides (largemouth bass)
Lineage: Eukaryota; Metazoa; Chordata; Actinopteri; Centrarchiformes; Centrarchidae
Product: tubulin polymerization-promoting protein family member 3-like
Exons: 4
Coding region: 420-956 (178 amino acids)
Biological process (GO): microtubule polymerization; positive regulation of protein polymerization; microtubule bundle formation
Cellular component (GO): microtubule
Molecular function (GO): tubulin binding
Source: RefSeq, a predicted model, not a curated record
AAUUAUACGAGCUAAAUAAAUAAACUGUGACUGAAGUUGAAGAGAUCUGUGGAUUAUUUCCCCUCGAUGACAGACGUGAAGCGGUUUAUAAAUAAUGAUUAUAUAAUGAUUUAUUGCUGUUAAAACACAGCAUGUGGCCUUUGAAAGGUCCCCAUCCGACCUGUGACCUCUGACCUCCAGCUCCGGGAGCUGACAGGAGCCUGCAUGGAAGCCCUGCAGGAGGACCAGCACUCCUCCCCUCCUCCUUUCCUCCCUCCCUCUGUUUUAUUGCCCUCCCCUGAUGUGGGACAGGGUGUCGCCAUGGUGACGGAGUAAACAGAUGAUAACAAGCCGUGAGCGCUGCAGAGCUCACUGAACGCUGCAACCGCCGCUGAGACAGGAGAGACCGAGGACAGAGGACAGACAGAUAUUUUGCCGCCAUGGCAGAGAGUGCCGACAUGGAACAGCUCCUGGCGUCCUUUAAGAAGUUCGCCGUCCACGGGGACACGAAGGCCACGGGGAAGGAGCUGAACGGGAAGAACUGGGCCAAACUGUGCAAAGACUGCAGAAUCGUGGACGGAAAGAACGUCACCAGCACCGACGUGGACAUCGUCUUCUCCAAAGUCAAACAGAAGACGUCUCGGGUCAUCACCUAUGAGGAGUUUCGGAGCGCUCUGGAGGAACUGGCCCCAAAGAGGUUCAAAGGUCAAAGUAAAGAGGAGGCGCUGGAGUCCAUCUUCAAACUGGUGGAAGGUAGAGAACCCACCAACGUCGGCGUGACGAAAGUGGCAAAGACGGCGGCGGUGGACCGUCUGACCGACGCCUCCCGUUACACCGGAUCACACAAGGAGCGCUUCGAUAAGAGCGGCAAGGGCAAAGGUCGGGAGGGCCGGGAGGAGCUGGUGGAGAACACGGGUUACGUGGGCGCGUACAAGAACGCGGGGACGUACGACACCAAGCUGAAGGCAGAGAAAUAACCAGGCGGGAAGCAGAGCUGCCUGCUGGGAGCUAACAGGAAGUACUCAGUCUGGACCAAACCCUGAACUUUGACCCCUCUGCGUGUGUGUGUGUGUGUGUGUGUGAACUGGACACGCUGACCGAUGAGCUGCACUCAGAUCAGAUUGUAAACUCUGGAAACACGUGACAGAAGUAAUGCAGUUUGUAAUAGUAAUAAGUAAUCAGUCCCUCUUCAUCACAUGUGAACCAGGAGAGAGCGGGACGUGUCCGGAGAGUUCAGUCAGAAUGGCUCACAGAGUUAUAGGCCACGCCCACACGUCAACAUGACACUUGUGCUGUGUCUCAGUCCGCGCACUUCCAUACUUACACUUACUAUUUUGAGGGCAUAAGUGUGUUCACACUGAGAAUAACGGCAAAAAGCAGUACACUACCCUGUCAAAAUACUGCACUAAGCAUAUAAGUACAUAGUGUACGCAGUGUACUGCAUGUUAAUAUACUAAAGGAAGUACCCGAGUUGAGACACAGCAUUGGUAUUUUGUGGCGCCCCCUAUGAGUCGUCUCAAACUGCUCUGGCACGCCUCUUCCCAAACUGAAGAAACCCCCCACAAUUAAUGAUGAUUGGAUAAACCGUUAAUGUGUUGUGGCCAAUUUCCUGCUAAGCCCCGCCCUUUCCGAAGAUGCUUUGGUUGAUGGCGGCCAUGUUUUUCUUCCUCAUGUGUACCUCAGUCCUGUGAUGCUGUAUCCCACACUGAUAGAGUCAAAUUUAAAGUCAUGUGACUGUUUCCCACAUUAUGCAAAUUAGCAUAUGAUCCAUGAUGGUGGCCUUUAUGGUCCAAGAGGAUUUAGUAGAACUGAGCUCGUCGUUCGAUUGGGCCAUUAUUUCUCUGGAAGCACUUUGUUUCCAGCUCAAACAAGUCAGCGGUGUCAGCGGUGUCAGCGGUGUCGUGAGCUCAGCUCACAGUUUCAGUUGUGUAUCUUUGAUCUACAAAAGCUUUUUGAUCCACGUUGAACCUGAGAGUCAGGAUAUGUUCUUCUUUGAUUCUUCUAUAUUUCCAUGUUGCAGCUUUGUUCUUCCUCUGCAAUGAUUUAAAGGUUUUGUUUCUGUCCGACUCUCGACGCAGAAACUGGACUCGAGCUGCACUGGUUUCUUUAUGAUUGACAUUGAAUGAAUAAAGGCAAAAAACAAACGUG